UGUUUUGAGUGGGCACACGUGUGGAGGGAAAGAGUCACCGAAAGAGCAAAAGUAGGAGGUAUUGUGUAACAGAACCAGCACCCGGGUUUCGAGUAUAUAUACAACCUUGUACUUCCACGGUUCCACCCUGAUCUUUCACUUCAACAACCAUACUAGCCAUGUCGGCGGCUUCUUCUUCUCUCUGUCUUCGGCCUAGUUCUCUCGCCAUUGAUCUCAACGACGUCGGUUCAACUCCUGGCAAGUUUGUGGCAAGUUUUGGGAGUCCUAAGGUGCGUUUGGGGCUCAAAAAGACAUUCAAAGUGAACUGUUCGAUAGACAGAGAGAUGGAUGUGAGCACUUCAGCUGUGGUUGAUGGCGUGGCUGACUGCUUCAAUGAGAUGGAGCUAAAAGAGCCAAGUAUGUCGACAAUGCUGAUGAAUUUCGACAACAAGUUUGAUCCUUACGAUGCAAUGAAUACGCCACUCUACCAAACAGCUACUUUUAAGCAGCCUUCUGCUACAGAAAAUGGUCCUUACGAUUAUACUAGAAGCGGAAAUCCUACACGAGAUGCCUUGGAAAGCAUUUUGGCAAAGCUUGAUAAGGCAGAUCGAGCACUUUGUUUCACUAGUGGAAUGGCUGCUUUGGCUGCUGUUGCUCAUCUUGUAGGAACAGGAGAGGAGAUUGUUGCUGGAGAUGACCUGUAUGGGGGUUCUGACCGAUUGUUGUCCCAAGUGAUUCCAAAAACUGGAGUUGUGGUGAAACGAGUCAACACAAGUGAUUUAGAUGAGGUUGCAUCUGCUAUUGGCCCCUGGACGAAGCUUGUUUGGUUGGAGAGUCCAACUAAUCCUCGACAAAUAGUUUCUGAUAUUCGCAAAAUAGCAGCAAUGGCUCAUGCACAUGGUGCUAUUUUGCUGGUGGAUAACAGUAUAAUGUCCCCUGUAUUGUCACAGCCACUGGAUCUAGGAGCAGACAUUGUUAUGCACUCGGCGACAAAAUUUAUUGCUGGACAUAGUGAUGUCAUGGCGGGUGUUCUAGCUGUUAAAGGAGAAAGCUUGGCAGAACAGCUUUAUUUCUUACAAAAUGCAGAAGGCUCUGGGUUAGCUCCAUUUGACUGUUGGAUCUGUUUACGAGGAGUUAAAACAAUGGCCUUACGUGUUGAGAAGCAACAGGACAAUGCUCAAAAGAUUGCAGAGUUUCUGGCUUCCCAUCCACGAGUUAAGAAAGUUAACUAUGCAGGGAUUCCUGGUCAUCCUGGCCGUGCCUUGCAUUAUUCUCAGGCAAAGGGUGCAGGAUCUGUAUUGAGCUUUCUGACAGGUUCACUGGCAUUAUCAAAGCAUGUUGUCGAGACUACCAAAUACUUCAGUAUAACUGUCAGUUUUGGGAGUGUGAAGUCCCUUAUAAGCCUCCCCUGCUUCAUGUCACAUGCAAGCAUACCAUCUGCCGUGCGUGAGGCCAGAGGUCUAUCUGAAGAUCUUGUUCGUAUUUCUGUGGGGAUUGAGGAUGUGAAUGAUCUCAUUGCUGAUUUGGACCAUGCACUUCAAACUGGCCCUCUGUAAUAUUCAACCAGCACAGCUUAAUUGCUCUAAAGACAUGCAUCUUCUUCCAAAAGUUUCUUGAGCAAUUAUUAGAAAUUCUUAUUCUGGAGUGCUCCCAAACAGUGCACAGUAAUUCUGUUUUGGUUCAGUCGAGAAUGCCUACGUAAUUAUUAGUGGUAUUUCAUUUUGUUUAAAUUAUUAAUAAUGUGGAUGCU
Molecule: messenger RNA, 1729 nt
Organism: Rosa chinensis
Lineage: Eukaryota; Viridiplantae; Streptophyta; Magnoliopsida; Rosales; Rosaceae
Product: cystathionine beta-lyase, chloroplastic
Exons: 13
Coding region: 159-1535 (458 amino acids)
Biological process (GO): 'de novo' L-methionine biosynthetic process; transsulfuration
Cellular component (GO): cytoplasm
Molecular function (GO): pyridoxal phosphate binding
Source: RefSeq, a predicted model, not a curated record